Lytechinus pictus (painted urchin) is the source of this 4883-nucleotide messenger RNA. Its product is annotated as sorting nexin-5-like. The transcript has 9 exons. Lineage: Eukaryota; Metazoa; Echinodermata; Echinoidea; Temnopleuroida; Toxopneustidae. The annotation marks the transcript as partial. Gene Ontology annotation, molecular function: phosphatidylinositol binding. The record is from RefSeq and is a predicted model, not a curated record.
CAGCUUGAAGAAGAUGGCACAGAAGUGACUGUUGAGAGAGUAUAUGAUGAUUUUGAAUGGCUACAGCAUUGUCUCACAACUGAUAAUGAUAUUGGAGGCAUCAUUGUGCCCCCAUUGCCUCCAAGGCCUGUAUCAUCAGCUGCUGAAAGUGCUGCAAAAUCCAGGAAGGAACUUGGAGAGGAAAGUACAAAGGUCAAAGGUGAUGAGUUUCAUAAAGAAUGCCGUCAUUUAGAGAAAUACCUCAGCCUAGUCAUCAAGCACUGUACCUUGGGCAAGGAUGAAACUCUAGCAAAAUUCCUCACAUCUACAGAUCCACCCAUACGUGCCAAGGUGAAGCGAGGUCUUUUCUCUAACCUGACACAGAAGAUGUCAGAGGUUAUGAAAGGAGGUCACCAAGACACAGACAGUGGGUUUCAACAUGAGAGAGAUAGAGCAAAUCAGGUGCUACCCAUCAUGAGAGAUCUUAGUCAGGUCUUCAAACUUAGAACAAAUCAUUUACAAAGGUUAUCAGCUGCCUUGAAUCAUUUUGCAACAGCCUUAUGUCUGGUCAGCAGUGCAGAGAAAGAUGAAAGACUUAUUGAAGGAACCCAGAUCCAGUUGUUGUUUGCCAGAGCCAUGGAACAUUAUUCUCAUGGUAUAGAUGUAUUUACAGCUAAUCAUGAGUCAUCAUUAGGCUUCUUCUUAGAUGUGUAUGCUAGAUAUGCAGAAGCUGAGAAGGAAAUGUUGCACAGAAGAACACUGAAAUUGGUAGAGUUUGACAGUGCAGUGAAGACACUCAACAAGGCAAACCCUCAGAAGAGACCACUUGCAGAAGAAAACAAGGAGAAGAAGGAGAAAGAUUUUAAUGACGUCUCAAGAACAGCAAAGAAAGAGCUUCAGGUGUAUAAUCAUCAACGAGUGAUUGAGUUCCAGAAAUCAUUGGUGCUGUAUGCGGAGGCCAACAUCAAGACAGCAAGAGACUUGUAUGCCCUGCUUGCUAAGGACCUUUCAGAAAUCAAACAUACCACUCUGUAGAUCUCCAUCUGUUCUUGUAUCAUUUUGAUAUUUCCUGUAGUGUAAGAGAGAAAAAUUAUUUUUGUACAUUUCUCAGGCUUUACACUUUUCAUGGAUAUCAUCUUAUUUCAAAAUAUGAUGCAAUAGUCAUAAUUUACUUGAGGAGAUACAGAUGAUAAAGUGAAGGUUUUGUGUGAGAUAUAUGUGAUUAAAGAAUUCCAACUCUGAUAUGCAAUAACAUGUAAUUAGAUUAAUAUCAAGGAUGUAUGAUGAGGUGUAUGAGAUAAUUGUAAAAAAUAAAAAAAUAAUAAAAAUAGAUAUAUCUUGUAGAGCAGAGAAAAUAUAAUUUGUAAUCUUUAAUUUUAUCUGAGGCUCAAGAAUGAAAGACUUAAAAUACGGAAUAUAAAUAAUCCUGCUGUCAGUGUGAGAGACAGUAUAACAUUUAUCAUAUACUUUCUUGCUCAUAGACAUAUUGGGGUAGGUUUUUUUUUUUCCACUGGGUAAUAUCAGAAGGUAGCUAGACAGCAAUCCUACCAUUUCUUGUUAGAGAACUUAGGAUUUAAUUGGAUACAUUUUUUGGGUGACUUGCAUUAGUUGAUUAAAAAAGAGGGUAUGCGCGAUCUUGUGAAUUGAUGACAUUUGUGAUGUCGAAGCCAGACAUUCCUCACCUUUGCUGUCAUAGAGAUUGUACACUUAAUGAUCUUAGCUUAUAAAAUUGACUGAUAUUCAUAAUUAGGAAUGACCACUUAUGGACAACCUUAUGGAAUUCCUCAGAUGCACAUUAUUAAUUAAGAAAAUAUUUUCUUCUUUCUAUCUAAUAUUAUCUUUCAAAGUGAAAAGAAUUUCUUAAUGCCUAAAAACUUCUGGUAAAAACUGUGAGCAGAUGGUUUUUGUCUCACCUGCAUAGCAGAGUGAGACUAUAGGCGCCGCUUUUCCGACGGCGGCGUCAACACCAAAUCUUAACCAAAGGUUAAGUUUUUUUAAUGACAGCAUAAUUUAGAAAGUAUAUGGACCUAGUUCAUGAAACUUGGCCAUAAGGUUAAUCAAGUAUUACUGAACAUCCUGCCUGAGUCUCAGGUCACUUGACCAAGGUCAAAGGUCAUUUAGGGUCAUUGAACUUAGACCAUGUUGGGGGAAUCAACAUCAAAAUCUUAACCUAAGGUUAAGUUUAUGAAAUGUCAUAACUUAGAAAAUAUAUGGACCUAGUUCAUGAAACUUGGACAUAAGGUGAAUCAAGUAUUACUGAACAUCUUGCCUAGAGUUUCGAGUCACAUGACCAAGGUCAAAGGUCAUUUAGGGUCAAUGAACUUUAGCCAAAUUGAGGGUCUCUGUUGAAUUACCAUCAUAACUUUGAAAGUUUAUGGAUCUGAUUCAUGAAACUAAGACAUAAGACUAAUCAAGUAUCACUGAACAUCAUGUGCGAGUUUCAGGUCACAUGAUCAAGGUCAAACGUCAUUUAAGGUCAAUGAACUUUGGCCAAGGGAGGGGUAUUUGUUGAAUUACCAUCAUAACUUUGACAGUUUAUUGGUCUAGUUCAUACAACUUGGACAUAAGAGUAAUCAAGUAUCACUGAACAUCCUGUGCAAAUUUCAGGUUACAUGACAAAGAUCAAAGGUCAAUGAACUUUGUCCGUUUUUGGGGGUAUCUGUCAAAUUACCUUCAUAACUUUGAAAGUUUAUGGACCUGAUUCAUGAAACGUGGACAUAAGAGUAAUCAAGUAUCACUGAACUUCCUGUGCCAGUUUCAGUUCACAUGACCAAGGUCAAAACUCAUUUAAGGUCAAUGAACUUGGCCAUGUUGGGGUAUUUAUUGAAUUACCAUCAUAACUCUGUAAGUGUAUUGGUCUAGUUCAUAAAACUUGGACAUAAGAGUAAUCAAGUAUCAUUGAAAAUCUCUUGCGAGUUUCAGGUCACAUGACCAAAGUCAAAGGUCAUUGAACUUUGGCCAUUUUGGAGGUAAUUAUUAGAUUGCUGUGAUAACUUUCAAAGUUUAUAGAUAUAGUUUAUAAAAUGUGGAUAUAGGGGUAAUCAAGUAUCACUGACAAGUCUUAGGUCACAUGAUCAAGGUCCAAUGUAAUUUAUUGUCAAUGAACGUAGUAUUGUAUCAUUAUAUGAAUGGUGUUUUUUGUGAAUAAUUAUUUUAUAGUAGUUUUCAAAGUCAGCACUGCUGCUAUAUUGAAUUGCGUGAUGCAGGUGAGACUGCCAGAGGCACUCCACUCGUGUUUAGAUGCAUCAUGUUACAGUCUCUAAUUUUAUUCUUGCCCAUUAUUACCCCAGUAAUGUUGUCAAAUAAAAAAAUGAGUGAUAUUUGAGUCCACAUCUUUCUAGUAGCUUUUAAUCAGUAAUUUUAAAGACCCACAAGUCAAUGAUGAAAUCCCAAAGGUAAUUUUAUUAUACGCCCGUUCUACUGGGCUUAUUAUGGUAUCAUGCUCGGUGUCAGUCCGUCCGUUUGUUAACUUUCCUUUGUAAACGCGAUAACUUUAGUUUAACUUAACCGAGGCUCAUAAUUUGGUGUGUAUAAUACCAGCAUGGAUCCCAGGAAGCCUUUGGAUUUUUAGGUCAAAAGGUCAAAUGUCAAGUUCACAGUGACAUGUUUUCACCUUACCCUUCUGAAGUCCUUGUAAAUGCGAUAACAUUAGUUAAACUUAACCAAGGCUCAUAUAAUUUGGUGUGUAUGAUACUAGUGUGAAUCCUUGAAAGCCUAUCGAUUUUGAGGUUAAAGGUCAAGGUCACGGUGACAUGCUUUCAUCUUACCCUUCUGAAGUCCUUGUAAAUGCAAUAACUUCAGUUUAACUUAACCUAGGCUCAUAUAAUGUGGUGUGUAUGAUACUAGCAUGGAUCCCGGAAUUAUAUUGAUUUUGAGGUCAAAAGGUGAAAGGUCAAGUCGCCACCUUCCACUUUUCUUGCUUGACCAAUUACUCCAUUUCCGCAUUACAGGCGGGCAUAUUAUGUGCUCGCCCCAGCGUUACUCUUGUUUAAUAAAUGUCAUAUUCCAAGAAGGAUUUGAGCCUGCGACCCCUGUGUGGGACAUUGCUCAGUACCAUACAGCCUAAUUUACAAAGAUAUUAUUAUUGCUUUGGGUUUAUUCCCCUCCCCCUGGCCCUCCCUUCAUUUCCCUCUCCCCCUCCUUGUAUUAUGAACUUCAGUCAAUAUUAUGAUAUGCUGAGAUUAUUUGUUGUAUGAUCUCUAUGACGGCAAAGGCGAGGACUGUCUGGCAUUGACGUCACACACGUCAAGUCACGUGAUCGUGCAUACCCUUUUUUAAGGGAUGGAGCUUAGCUAUCAUGAGAAGUGAAAAAAAAAAGCUAUUUAUUGAUUUUUCGGGGGAAAAAAUUGUUUUCCUUUUUUAGAAUCACCAUAGAAAAUUACUUUAGAUAUGUUAAUUUCAUUUUUUGCACAUUUUGAUUACAGGGGCCCUGUUAGACUGGUCAGCUAUAUGAAGGUUGAAUGAAAGAAAUAAGCCAAAAACUAGAAGGUCAACAUUCCAAGAAUGUCAUGAGGGCUGUAAUACAUGUAUGCUUUGCAAGACAAUGAAAGUGCCUUUUAUAAGUCUUUUAUAAUGUCCUUGGCAUUCAAAAUAAAUAUGUAUAUUUCAUCAUGCUUUUCAUGAUCACAAAUAUCCAUUCAUGUUUCUGAUUAAUUCCUUGAAAUAUCAUUUUUGCAUGGUUGAUGUUGUGACAAAGAUUCAAAUUAGGUAUUUUUUUAAUUGAACAAUUAAAUUUUCUCAAUUUUUAGAAAUUUUUUUUUCAAAUUGAACUGUUGAAAGUUUUCUAUUUAUAAUAUUGCAUGUAUGGACCAAAGAAGACAAUUUUUGUAUGCUUUAUCUAUUUGAAUGAAUGAAUGAAUUGGCUGUAGUGAUUACACAUUUCCUUAUUUGUUCGACUAGUUGUA